This is a messenger RNA of Gasterosteus aculeatus aculeatus (three-spined stickleback), 1480 nucleotides long. RefSeq names its product phospholipid phosphatase 6 (gene plpp6). The record is from RefSeq and is a predicted model, not a curated record. Gene Ontology annotation, molecular function: sphingosine-1-phosphate phosphatase activity. NCBI's taxonomy places the organism in Eukaryota, Metazoa, Chordata, Actinopteri, Perciformes, Gasterosteidae.
CUGAAUUGUGAAGCGUCCAACAGAUGAAUUAAAGGAGCAACAGCCCGCACAGCACUGCGGAUAACCGGAUAACCUCCCUGCUCACCGUACCCACGGUACGUAGACCCGAACAUGCCGUCUCCCAAAGCGAAAAACUCCGGUCGCGGAAGCCCGGUGCUCGGAGGCGCCAACGGCCGCUACGAGUUCAUGUCUCUGACGAAGCCGCUGAACCGGUCCUCUCCGCCGCCGCCGCUCCUCCUCCAGCGGCAGGGCUCCGACCCGACCACUGCCCGCCUCCGGUUGUCGGAGAGCCCCACUCGGCGCCGAGGCUCCGGCUCCUCCUCCGCCGGCCAGGUCCCCCCCCCGGAGGAGGACGGCAUCCGCCUCAACCCGUCGUUCGCGCGGGUGGCGCUCAGCUCGCUGCUCGCCGUCGACCUGUGGAUGUCCAAGCGGCUCGGGGUGUGCGCCUGCGAGGACUCCGCGUGGGGCAGCGUGCGGCCCCUCAUGAAGCUGAUCGAGAUCUCCGGGCACGGCAUCCCGUGGCUGGCCGGCGCCGCGUACUGCCUGUACAAGAGCGACAGCGCGGCGGGUCAAGAGGUCAUGCUCAACCUGCUGAUGGGCCUACUUUUGGACCUGAUCCUGGUCACCAUCGUCAAGGCGUCGGUGCGACGCCGUCGGCCGGCACACAACCGCAUGGACAUGUUUGCCACCUUCUCCGUGGACCGCUACUCCUUCCCCUCGGGCCACGCCACCCGCGCCGCCAUGUGUGGGCGGUUCCUGCUGGCCCACCUGGUGCUGGCCGCUCCGCUGAGGGUCCUGGUCCUGCUGUGGGCCGGCCUGGUGGGGCUGAGCCGCGUGAUGCUGGGCCGCCACAACGUGACCGACGUGGUGUUCGGCUUCGGGAUGGGCUACUGCCAGUACAACCUGGUGGAGGUGCUGUGGCUCUCGCCUCAAACCCUGCAGGGGCUGCUGGGACAUCUAGCCUGACCCCGGAGGGAGCCCAUGCACGCCGUUGGGUCUUUGAGACGGAGAACAUCUGAGAAGAGAGAACUGUGGAAACGCCUCUGGAGACAUUUGGUCACACUUCAAUCAUUCUAUUGUGCAGGAAGGACGGCGUCAAGUUUGUUCAUCACGUCUGAUUAAUGUUUUACUAGAAUGUGAAACCACACACGUCAUUCAGAAGAACCAACGCACGCCGUCGUUUCUCAUCUACCGACUAACUAGCCGACGUCACCAAGCAUCGCGGGUACAUUUCUUCCCCCCUUCUGUUUACAUAAAGCUUGAAAUGUUCCACAAAUUCUCAGUUAGACGUUCAGCGAGGUUUUAAUGUGUGAACGAAUUAACGGCAGUGUGUGUGUGUGUGUGUGUGUGCGUGUACACAAACCCUCGCCGCUAACGACACCUCUCCAGCUCGUCUGAUGAGCAGCAUCUCAUGCAGCGUUGAACACGUCUUUAUUCCCCUCUGCGUGACGAUUGUGCUUAAACUAAUCUAACAGCCAGU